Messenger RNA from Pestalotiopsis fici W106-1, 1938 nucleotides. RefSeq lists its product as uncharacterized. Bases 1 to 1938 code for a protein of 645 amino acids. Lineage: Eukaryota; Fungi; Ascomycota; Sordariomycetes; Amphisphaeriales; Sporocadaceae. The record is from RefSeq and is a predicted model, not a curated record. The transcript has 2 exons.
AUGGCGAUAUUAUUACGGCAGGAGCGGGUGAAAUACCUCGCGCUUGCUGGUCUUCUCGGCAUCUUGGUCUUUUACCUGAGCCUCUAUCACAACCUCGACGGCGGUUCUCCUCUCGUGGCCCAGAACCCUGAUCUCUCAAAAGGCGGACUCGGGGGCAUCAGUAAUGAUGGUGCUACAGUUGCUCAACCACCAGAGCAAUCUCAAGCGCCGCCGCCGCCAAAGCCAUGGCACAGGCCAGAUGGUCACCCCAUCUCCAAGCUGAUUGACGAGGCGCAAAUGCAAUUCAAUGAGCGGCUCGGAAAGCGCUCCACUACCCUGGAGCAGGCCGCUUAUAGGUAUCGCGAGCGUCGCGGUCGCCACCCGCCGCCAGGUUUCGACAAGUGGUUUGAGGCUGCCGUGAAGAGUGAUGCCGUGAUUGUCGAGGAUUUUUUCGACCGUAUCCACGACGACAUCAACCCCUUCUGGGCUCAAGAUCCCUUGGAAAUGAGACGGCAGGCCCACCUGCAACCUCAGGUCAUCCGGGUUCGCAAUGGAAACACCACUUUUGUGACAGAUAACCCGCAUCGUCCCGAGUAUAUUCAGCUUUGGCACGCGCUGCUAGCAGAGAUGCAGGAGUUUCUUCCAGAUCUGGACAUGGUCGUCAACGUUAUGGACGAGACCCGAGUUUUGGUGCCAUGGGAAGACAUGGCCGAGCAUAUUGCCAAGGAGCAGAAGUCGCGAGACUUGUUUUCUCCCGACCUGGCAUUGUCCGAGUACACCGACUACAGGCAACUCGACGAGGCCACGGGAGAGAAGCCCUAUGAUGUGAAUUGGAUCAAGGGCAAGCAGAACAAGUACUGGGACUUUUUGGUCGAGGCGUGCCCACCAGACAGCCCAGCCCGCAAGUUUGCAAGCCUGGCUUCCUUUGACUCGCCUAUUGAAAAUGUAUACCCGACAGAGCCUCUUCCAUACACGUACCAGGGCUUUGUGCAGAACUGGACCAUGGCGCAAGAUCCAUGCCAACAGCCUCACCUUCGCGGCAUGCACGGAACCUUUGUCGAGAGCCUGAGUAUGUCGACGUCGACAAAACUCUUUCCCAUGUUUGGCGGUUCCAAGCUCCCUCAGAACAAUGAGCUGCUGGUCCCCGGAGCCAUGUAUCUCACCAAGCGCGUCUUCUACCACGGUGGUGAUGAUCACGGAGGCCCCUGGGAGACAAAGAGAAAUGGGCUCAUUUGGCGUGGCGUGGCUAGUGGUGGCCGCAAUCACGCCGACACUUGGUGGCACUUCCAACGCCACCGGUGGGUGCAAAUGAUGAAUGGUACAACGGUUGGUUUGGUCGAGAAUGGCGAUGCCGCCGCUGGACCGACCUUCACCCUGGAUGGCGCCAACAAGUACAACGUCAAGGCGCGUUACAAUGGCGGUAUCGGCCCCUGGCUAAACACCUUCAGUGACGCCGGGUUUGUCGACCUCGAGUGCUUCCCUCAGGCCCAAGACGCUGAAGGCAAAAGACUGCCAAGUUGUCCGCACACGGAUCCGUAUUUCCCAAUUCAGGAGUCUGUCGAUAUGAAGAUCAUGUACGAUUACAAGUUUUUGCCAGAUGUCGACGGCAACUCGUUCUCUGGACGUUGGCGCGGUUUCCUCAUGAGCACAAGCAUGCCGCUCAAAUCCACCAUCUACACCGAGUGGCACGACGAUCGUCUAGCCCCCUGGGUACACUUUGCGCCCUUUGACAACUCCUACAUGGACAUCUACGCCGUCAUGGAGUACUUCCUCGAUGGCCACGAUGAUGCCGCCCGCCGCAUCGCCGAGGAGGGCAAGGAGUGGGCCGACAGGGUCCUCCGACGAGAGGACAUGAGGCUGUACGUGUGGAGGCUGCUCCUCGAGUACGCCCGAGUCGUUGACCCGAAGCGGGACCGCCUCGGCUAUGUGGCAGACCUGACGACGGCCAAGAGCCUGUGA